Topomyia yanbarensis is the source of this 498-nucleotide messenger RNA. RefSeq lists its product as uncharacterized. The transcript has a single exon. Bases 1 to 498 code for a protein of 165 amino acids. Lineage: Eukaryota; Metazoa; Arthropoda; Insecta; Diptera; Culicidae. The record is from RefSeq and is a predicted model, not a curated record.
AUGCUGGUCGGUGCAGAGUUGUUUUUUGAAGUGCUGAAAGAAGGUAAGAUCAAAUUAUCCCCAAAUCUACCAGUGCUGCAAGAGAGUCAACUCGGCUGGCUAGUUUCUGGACCAGUGGCCGACAAAGUGAUCGGUACUGUAAAGGUAUGUCAAGUUGAGCCUACGCCAACCUCCGAUGAGCAGCUGACUAAACUACUGAAGCAGUUUUGGACCAUCGACGAACUUGGAGGUGACACGUCAUUUCCACAAGACGAUAAAUGUGAAGUGAACUUUUUAGAAACUUAUAGUCGAACCAAGGAUGGCCGCUACAUAGUGAAGCUCCCGUUUCGAGAAACCGUUGAAGAUCUUGGAGAAUCCCGGGAACAAGCGAAGCGGCGAUUUGUGGCGUUAGAACGUCGCCUAGACAGAUUUCCAGAGAUUAAACAAAUGUACGUGGAUUUUAUCAACGAGUACCUGUCAUUGGGUCACUGCAGAGUUGUGUCGAGUGCUGAACUCUAA